Molecule: messenger RNA, 1417 nt
Organism: Gigantopelta aegis
Lineage: Eukaryota; Metazoa; Mollusca; Gastropoda; Neomphalida; Peltospiridae
Product: carcinoembryonic antigen-related cell adhesion molecule 1-like
Exons: 5
Coding region: 351-1148 (265 amino acids)
Biological process (GO): heterophilic cell-cell adhesion
Cellular component (GO): cell surface
Source: RefSeq, a predicted model, not a curated record
UAUAUUAUGACAAAGUUGGUCAAUAAAUUGAACGUAGUAAAUGAUUAUACAAAAAUAAUACACUGGCACGGGGGAUUAAAUCUCUUUUGGCCACACAAAUUGUCUCUUAUACCGUUGCCUGGACACGAUCAUAUGACACCGAAUCGUCCGCAUUUCCCAGAUCGCCAGGAUAAUAACAUUAUUAAAAGAGAAUGUUCAGUUAACGAUUAUAUACGGGAUACAAAACAGUAUACAUACCACCCCCGUACAUGAAGAUACGUUUGACCUAGAUAUUUUGUUGAUUGUUCACCUACAUAAAUCCACACACACUGUACCCGGAAGAAAGCCCGUUUGUACAGGUCUGUUUAAUAAUGGCUGUGUUCGUGUACAUAUUAGUUUCUAUGACCGCGGUUAAUCACGUUCUAGGUUCAUCACUGUCUAUUUCUGGAUCUUCGUCUUAUGCAGUGUUGAAUCAGCCGUUUACCUUGACCUGUACAGUGUCUCAAGCUGCUGGUCUCAAUGAUAUCGUAAAUGUCUAUAAGAACUCACCUGACGUGUUUGCUUCUCUGAGCCAGUAUAUGUCUACAUGUUCUGUGUUCAAUGAUGGACCACCAGGUUACACUGUGUCUUGCCGGGAUGGAACAAAUAGUAACCCGUCCACCACUAAGAAGUAUCAUCUGAGGAUCAACAGAGCUGCAGAACGUGAUGCUACAGACUGGUGGUGUGAUCUCAAUGCAGCUAGAACACGCAGCAACACGUUUAGGCUGCAGUUCAGCAGUGGUCCAGACUCUGUUACACUCAGUCCACCAUCACCUGGGUCUCUAGCAGAAGGAGACAGUCUGACUGUGACGUGUGCUGCUAGUUGUACACCACCAUGUUCCUAUUCCUGGACUCCGAGACAUCAGCAGAUCUCACCAACCUCUCAGUUAAAACUGACAAACAUCAACAGGAGUCAGACAGAGAAUGUGUACACGUGUACAGCGACCAACUCACUUAUACCAAAAUCUAAAACUAAACAGUUCACACUGACAGUGUACUAUGGUCCAGACAGUGUCCAGCUGAACACCACUUCUCCACUGACAGUGAAGGAAGGUGACCAUGUAUCUGUGUCAUGUGGAGCGACUAACUGUUCUCCAUCAUGUUCUUUCAUGUGGAAGUUUAAAUCUUAGAUACAAUCAACCAGCGAUGUGCUGUCAUUAAAUAACAUACAGAGAUCAGCAGCCGGUGACUACACAUGUACUGCUAGAAACACAAACACACAGAAAUCAUUAGACAAGACCAUUUCUCUGGAUGUGCAAUACCGAUCUUCCAUCACUUCUCUGACUUUGAACUCACAGUUUACAAGAGUUACAGUUGAGGAGCGGAUUCCUGUGACUCUGAGAUGUGAUGUUGACAGUGAUCCAGGAUCUGACAUAAAAUUAUUGAACAACUCACAGAU